Messenger RNA from Melanotaenia boesemani (Boeseman's rainbowfish), 2022 nucleotides. RefSeq lists its product as uncharacterized. Lineage: Eukaryota; Metazoa; Chordata; Actinopteri; Atheriniformes; Melanotaeniidae. The coding region runs from base 220 to 1308 and encodes 362 amino acids. The transcript is spliced from 11 exons. Gene Ontology annotation, molecular function: oxidoreductase activity. The record is from RefSeq and is a predicted model, not a curated record.
CGACGUGAUGCCGCGCGCAGAGGACUUUACAUACGACAAAAUCUCGUCUUCAACACGCCCACACAGAUACAGACAAAACCUUAUCGGACUGACAACAACAUUGGGCGUUUCCUACUACUGCCGGGCUUCUGCAGCGAGAAGGGGGAUCAUUUCAUUAGAGGCACACCGGUACCAGCAGCGGGAAACCAUCGGUCCGAGGGGUGCUCACAGCCGGGCAGCAUGAAUAGAUGUCUGAUCAGCCAGUUGGAGGUGCAGGGCUUCAUUGAGAGGUGUUUGACAACAGUGGGCGCCAAACCGCAUCAUGCCCGCAGCUUGGCUGAGGUGUUGGUGGAAGGAGACUGCAGGGGUCAUUACAGCCAUGGUCUCAACAGGAUGGACAUGUACGUGAAGGACAUCCAGACAGGAAUCUGUGCUGUUGACGGUGAGCCAGUGGUGGAAAAGGAGAGUGCAGCCACAGCUCUGGUGAAUGGGAAGAACCUCCUGGGUCCAGUAGUAGGAAACUUCUGCAUGAAUCUGGCCAUAAGGAAGGCCAAAGAGGUUGGCAUUGGCUGGGUGGUGGCGCACGAUUCCAACCAUUUUGGUAUUGCUGGAUAUUACGCAAUGCAAGCAUUGAAGGAAAAUAUGAUUGGCAUGUCAUUUACCAACACAUCCCCAUUAGUGGUUCCCACUCGUGGUAAAGAGCGCACUUUGGGCACCAACCCUCUCAGUAUAGCUGCUCCUGCCAAAGAUGGAGACAGUUUUGUUCUGGACACGGCCACUUCAACCGUAGCACUUGGAAAGGUGGAGCUUAGUGACCGGCGUGGUGACCCUAUUCCUGAUGGCUGGGGCUGUGACCCUCAAGGAAAUAUUACAACAGACCCCAAGAGAGUCCUCACCGGAGGUGGACUGGUGCCAAUCGGUGGCAGUGAAGCUACAGGAGGGUACAAAGGCUAUGGUCUGGGAAUGAUGGUGGAGGUGUUCUGUGGUAUCUUGGCUGGUGCUCAGUACAGCAAAUAUGUCCGUACAUGGAAAGUAACUGACAGAAUUGCCAACCUGGGUCAGUGUUUUGUUGCAAUCAAUCCAGAUAACUUUGCUUCUGGCUUCAAUGAAAGGAUGUCAGAUCUGCUGUCCAUCCAGAGAGACCAGGACCCUGCCAACCCUGGUUCUCCUGUUUUAGCUGCUGGAGAUCCAGAAAGGAUGAACGUGAAGAAGUGUGAGGAGAUGGGUGGAAUACCUUACCACAUCAAUGUUAUCAAGUACAUGAAUGAAUAUGCAAAGAAAAUCGGUGUCAACCAGCGGCUGCCUUGUGACAAGAUUGUCUCCAUUUAGUUUGUUGCGCAUUGGAAAUUUUCUACCUCAACUCGGAUCGAUCCAGAAGUGAAAUUCUUUUACUCAAAUCAUAGAUACUGAUAGUAAUAUUUAGUUCAUUGUCAUACUGACAUUUAAGUGUUGUUAUAUUUUAAACAUAAAAAAAUAAGAUGCAAUAACUUUUAAAAGCUGUGACAUAAAAAAGGAAAAUAAUUUUUCUUUUCUUUUUUUUUACCUCUGGACUUAGACUAGAAAUAUAAUUUCUGCUGUUAUAUGCUGGCUCUAGUAGCAAUAACACAUUAUAAGUUGAAGCUCUGCUGUGAUGUGAAUGAGUUCACAACAGCUUGAGUGGUGCAGUUUAAAGAGAGAAAAAAAAGACUUAUUUUAAGUCAUUUUUAACUGUAUGGGUCAUUUCUUGUUGAGGCAGUGCAGAACUGUAGUAUCUGUUGCAGUAUCAUGUAGAAAAAUAUAUAUUUUAACAAAGAUUAUUGUUUUAACCCUUUAAUGUUCUUACUGAGGGAAAAAAAGCAGUUGAAACAGAUUGCUCCUGUUUCUUUAGAUCCGUAAUGAGAAUACAUGUUUUUAAGAUACAUAUGUAUGCUUUUUUUUAAUAAUAUUAUCAUGUUGUUUUUGUAUAAUAGGGCCAUCAUGACUUCAUCAUUGCUAUGUGCCUUGUUUUAUAAAAAAAACUUUAUAAAACAAAACUUGUUAUUCUACAUAAUUACAUUAUGUAUC